AUGGAGCCAGAUAUUGAAAAUGAACCUCAGAUACAAGUAAAAUUUGUCACUCAGCAGCGAAAAUAUGCUGUUGCUGACUCAGCUAUCCUUGUUCCAGCGAAAUUACGUCGUUAUGGUCUAUCAGAAAUUAUUAACCACUUGUUAGGCUAUGAAAAACCGAUUCCUUUUGAUUUUCUCGUUGAUGGGGAAUUUCUACGAACGAGUUUAUCAGAGUAUUUACAAAAUGCUCGAUUAUCCACAGAAAAUAUAAUCACCCUCGAAUAUGUGGAGUCUAUGCUUCCUCCUACUUCUUUAUCUGCUUAUCAACAUGAUGAUUGGGUAAGCUCGGUGAAAGGCCAUGAUCAAGGAUAUUUUUUGACUGGUUCAUAUGAUAAUAAUGUGCGUAUAUGGAACGCUUCUGGCGAGUGCUUACAGACUUUUGUUGGGCAUAAUGCACCGAUUAAAAGCGUCGCGUGGGUUUCAAUACAAGAUGAAGAUAUCAUAUGUUUAAGUGCAUCUCAAGAUCGCACUAUUCGUGCAUGGCAUUCUUCGAUUGCCGAUAAACAAUGUGAUGUCUUGUAUGAAUAUCGAGGUCACAAAGGCAGUAUCGAGAGUAUAUCCAUAAGUAAACAAGAAGAACUGUUUUCAAGUGGUUCUUGGGAUUCGUCAAUUCGAAUCUGGACAACGACUACUACACCGGAUGAUGAGGAUGGAUCAGAUUAUGAAUUUAUCGAGAAUGAGAAAAAAAGAAGAAAGAUUAGCAAAAAGAAAACCAAUUCUAUCAUCGCUAAAAAAUCAAUUGGUAUAUUGAUGGGACAUGUUGGUCCAGUGUCUUCGGUAUUUUUCGAUACUAAAGAUUCCGCGAAACUCUAUAGCGGUGGUUGGGACUAUUCAAUACGUACGUGGGAUAUUGAAUCGAGAACCAAUGUUGAUACUAAGAAUUGUGACCAAGUAGUUUAUGACAUUGCAUACUCGGAAAAAUCUGGACUCAUUGCAUCUGGACAUGCGGAUCGAGCUGUUCGAUUAUGGGAUCCUCGUGCAGAAGAUGUUGCCGUCGUGAAAUUAUCUUUAGUGUCACAUCAGAAUUGGGUAUCGGCUGUAUCGUGGUCCAAAAAUUCUCCAUUCAUGCUGGCAAGUGCUUCCUAUGAUUCAUGUGUAAAGAUGUGGGAUAUUCGAAGUAAAUCACCUUUAUAUAAUUUACGAGUGAGUGAUGAUACGAAUGAAUCACGCAAAAAGUUACUUUGUAUCGAUUGGUCAAAAGAUCUGAUUUUAUCAGGCGGCGAGGAUAACCGAUUACAUAUUCAUAGUGCGAAAAAAUUCGAGAAUCCCUAUACGAAGGAAAGUCCUUAA
Ambispora gerdemannii is the source of this 1329-nucleotide messenger RNA. Lineage: Eukaryota; Fungi; Glomeromycota; Glomeromycetes; Archaeosporales; Ambisporaceae. The record is from the annotation of a GenBank genome assembly.